Dendronephthya gigantea is the source of this 1806-nucleotide messenger RNA. RefSeq lists its product as uncharacterized. The transcript is spliced from 2 exons. NCBI's taxonomy places the organism in Eukaryota, Metazoa, Cnidaria, Anthozoa, Malacalcyonacea, Nephtheidae. The coding region runs from base 19 to 1806 and encodes 595 amino acids. The record is from RefSeq and is a predicted model, not a curated record.
GAUCGUGACAUCUAUAAAAUGCCACCGCGACCUAGAAAGCAACUGGAUUCGAAAAGGAUCGAGAAUUCACUUCGAGCAAACAUUUUGCCAUUGAUCGGUGAUCACUUGGAAGCGGCAGCAUGCCGUGCUGUUUGGAGAGUUCGUCAUGCUGAUAUUGACAUCGCGAGAAACCAGAUCGCUUCGAAGCGACUUCGUCUAGACCAAGUGGUUGGGGCGAUGAAUGGCGUUCAAUUCUUUUUUUCCUGCAUCACAAGUGUCAUGUGUAACGCCAGAUCCGCGACUGACUACGACAGCAAUGAACCCAUUCGCACGCCCGAGAGCUACCCAGCGAUUGGCUACUUCGUCGUGUACAAGGAAAGCGCAACUUGCAACGAGAAUCGCUUGUUUUCAAUCAUUCACAACGAAGAUCUCGACGCAAGCGUUACGCCAAUUCGAGUACGAAAAUCAUCGGGCAGCAAUAACGAAAUGGAGAAAGCCGCCAAACAGCUAUUCCAAGUGCUCAAGGACCAUAACAACAAGUCGAUCCAGGAGAUGCUUCAAGUCUCGAACGUUUACUGCUACAGAAAUUCCGAGGGAACGCCGUCCGAUGAUGAUAGCGAUGAAGACGACGAUGAUGGCCGGCUGGUGUCAAGCUAUUUCCCCAAUGUUCCUUGUUGCUUACUAGUCGUGAACGAAAGCGAGUUUGGCGAUCGUCUGUCUGCAGCAGUUAGAAACCUUGAAUCCGACGGACUUGUUUUAAAUCUGGCCAACACAAAGGUUGUCAACUUGGUUGAAACACCGCUCUCAACUAAUAACGAGAUUGCUGCCCUGAUAGACAAGAUUGAUAAAUGCAUGAAGUUAUGCGACCACGCCUUGUAUCGAUCGGAAAUUUACACGAAACCAGAGGGAUCAAAAUUCACGUUUGUCAAAAUGAUGGACGUGACGAGUUACCUGCAUAAACUUCUGGCUAACGAAGUGCUACGUGACAAGCUGAUUCAGCAUUUUCAAUCGGUCGAUAGACUUCUGUCUCAUCGAGCAUGCGCCAUAAUUCACCAGAUCAAAUUUGACGUCGAUCUUAUCGAAGUAUCACACUGUUAUUGUUUCUCCAUCAAAGCACGAAAGUUCAUCGUCUGCCCCAUCCCAGAAUCCAUGCGUGGAAAGCUGUCGCCAAGAUCCUUCGUUCCAUACGACUGUUCCAAACCGCCGAAUCCUGGAUAUUUUCGGGAUGGUAUUGUCAACUCCUUUCCCGAUGACGACGUGCGAGCGCGGUUCUUGAAUAAGUUAUAUCAGUGCCUUCUCGCGUUCAGCAUGCCGCACAAGGUGAGAAAAUUGGUUGUGGUUGGCCCCAAAGAUUCUGGCAAGACAUCGUGGUCCAACAUCUUCCAUCGUGUCAUUCCAGCCAGUUACAUUGCGUCCCUCACCAACGAGAGACAAUUCUCAGCUGCUAUGAUAAACAACGAGACUCAGCUUGUCGUCGUCGACGAAUGGUCGGCCAGUACAAUGCAAUCCGACCUCGCAAAGUGCAUCCUUCAAGGCGGAUGGAUGGUCACUGCAGUGAAGCACGGCCUACCAAAAACGGUGUUGAACAACAGCCCCUUCUACAUCACAACGAAUAACCUUCCGAAUUUUGGUAAAGAAGAAGACGAGAACGUGCAGCGCAGAAUUGAGAUCUUUACAACGACAUCGCUGCCUCAAACCCUACCAGGAAUCGACAAGUGGAUAUACGACAACGCAAUGCAUUGCAUUGUGUUCAAGAAAUUCAAGCAAACCGCGAGCACAUCGAUCAACACGAGCUGUGGUACGAACCAAAUCACUCUGGACCGUUGA